AUGAGGAUCCUAUGCCUUCACGGCGUCGGCAGCUCUGGCGCCAUCCUUGAGAGCCAGCUGCGGCCAUUCAUGCGCGCCGUCGACCCGUCGUAUGAAUUCGUCUUCGUCGAUGGGCCCGUACAGUCACCUCGCGGUCCGGGCAUGGGCGCCUUCCACGACGGCCUCUUCUUCUCCCACACGAGUUCCUACUCGCCAACCGGCAUGUCGGACGCGCUCUCGCACCUCAGCGACGUCAUCAGCGACCUGGGCCCGUUCGACGGCGUUCUCGGCUUCAGCCAGGGCGCCGCGCUGGCGCUCUCGUACCUGCACCAGCAGCAGUCGCGGCGGGAGCCGGCGCCGUUCCGGUUCGCGCUGUGCUUCUCGUCGGUGAUUCCGUGCUCGGCCGAGUCGGAGCACUGCCACGGCAUCGUGCAGCGGCUGUGCGCGCUGCCCGAGGGCAGCCGCAUCACGUCGGCGUACCCGGACGCCGCCGCAGAGGGCCUGGAUGCUGACGAGGCGCUGUUCGUCGAGCUGCUGCGCCGCACCAUCCUGCCCGCCAAGAAGCACAAUGCCAUGCUGCCCGACUACGACAUCGGCGUGUAUACCGACGGGGACGGCUUCGACGCGCCGCGACUGAUGGCCGGCGGGCUGCUGGCCGAGAAGGUGGCGAUCCCGACGGUGCAUGUGACGGGGAAGCGGGAUCACGACUUCAUGCGGAACAUGGCCGAGGUGGCGUACGGGAUUUGUGACGCGAGGCUGAGCAGGAGGCUGGAGCAUGCGGGCGGCCAUCAGCCGCCACAGAAGGAUUCCGAGGUGAAGGCGGCGGUGAGGGCAAUGGACUGGGCCAUCAGGCUGUCUGAGAGAACGGCGAAUCUGCGUUUGUGA
Messenger RNA from Diplodia corticola, 864 nucleotides. RefSeq lists its product as uncharacterized. Gene Ontology annotation, cellular component: nucleus; cytoplasm. The record is from RefSeq and is a predicted model, not a curated record. The coding region runs from base 1 to 864 and encodes 287 amino acids. The transcript is spliced from 2 exons. Lineage: Eukaryota; Fungi; Ascomycota; Dothideomycetes; Botryosphaeriales; Botryosphaeriaceae.